AUGAUCAUUCAGUCCAAUGUCCUACACAACAAUUUUCUCUGGGAGAAAAAAACAAAAAAAAAGAAGCAUUUUGGGUUGCUUGGUCCUGUUCAUUGUAUCUUUCAUUCUGAAGGUGUACGAAUGCUGGACGGAGACGUGACAGACAUGGUAGAAGCAAAGUCUCUAAGCCUUAAUCCCCAGCACAUCCACAUCUACAGUGCCAGCUGGGGGCCUGAUGACGACGGUAAGACUGUGGACGGACCUGCUUCUCUGGCACGUCAGGCCUUUGAGAACGGCAUCAGAAUGGGAAGAAGAGGCUUAGGUUCAGUCUUUGUUUGGGCAUCUGGAAAUGGUGGAAGAAGUCGAGACCACUGCUCCUGUGAUGGCUACACCAAUAGCAUCUACACUAUCUCCAUAAGCAGCACAGCUGAAAGUGGAAAGAAGCCAUGGUAUCUGGAAGAAUGUGCAUCCACACUAGCUACAACAUACAGCAGUGGGGAAUCCUACGACAGGAAAAUAAUCACCACAGACCUGAGGCAGCGUUGCACAGACAGCCAUACUGGAACCUCAGCCUCUGCACCUAUGGCUGCAGGCAUCAUUGCACUGGCACUGGAAGCAAACCCGUUUCUGACCUGGAGAGACAUACAGCAUAUUAUUGUCAGGACUUCACGUGCAGGACAUCUGAAUGCUAACGACUGGAAAACCAAUGCGGCUGGUUAUAAGGUUGUUGCCCAAGAGAGGCAAACACCUUGUAAGCCAGCAUUUAUCUUUCCUCCGGAUCUUAUUGCCUGGAAGUCUCAAAAAGAAAGACUUGAACACUCAUUUUGGGAUGUUCUCUGGUUAGCCAGUUGUACACAUAACUUGUCACUAGAUAAAGAG
Messenger RNA from Pelecanus crispus (Dalmatian pelican), 858 nucleotides. The record is from RefSeq and is a predicted model, not a curated record. NCBI's taxonomy places the organism in Eukaryota, Metazoa, Chordata, Aves, Pelecaniformes, Pelecanidae.